Molecule: messenger RNA, 3132 nt
Organism: Agrilus planipennis (emerald ash borer)
Lineage: Eukaryota; Metazoa; Arthropoda; Insecta; Coleoptera; Buprestidae
Gene: DNAlig3
Product: DNA ligase 3
Exons: 6
Coding region: 235-2979 (914 amino acids)
Biological process (GO): DNA biosynthetic process; double-strand break repair via alternative nonhomologous end joining; mitochondrial DNA repair
Cellular component (GO): DNA ligase III-XRCC1 complex
Molecular function (GO): DNA ligase (ATP) activity; DNA binding; zinc ion binding
Source: RefSeq, a predicted model, not a curated record
UGACUGAAACACGAACUAUAUACGUAGCAGAAAACACAUAACAAGUCGUCUAUUUGUAUAUAAACCGGAGAGGUUAUAUGUUCUUUUUGUAACAAGAGGCAUGAUUUAGUCGGCAAUGAUAACUAAUAUGAUGUAGACGUCCGCUCCAAUGAUCUAAAUUAAUUCCAAGUUUAUGUAUUUGUACAAUAUUCCAUAAAUUUGUUAUUUCAAACAGAAAGAUCUAAAUAUUUAAAUAUGUCUUUUACUGAAGAUGUCGCAGACGAAAAACCGUUUUUCGUAGAUAGAGCAAAAGUUGGAAGAGCGGCAUGUAAAAAGUGCAAACAGAAAUGCCCAACGGGAGAAUUAAGAAUUGCAAAACUAGUGCCAAAUAACUUUGGUCCUGGGACCAUGAAAAAAUGGUACCAUGUGGACUGCAUGUUUGAACAAUUUCUAAGACAAAGAGCGUCCACCAUAAAAAUUGAAUCCGAAGAUGAUAUUGGUGGAUGGUCAGAUCUCAACGAUGAAGAUCAAAGGACAAUCAUGGCCAAAAUCAAUGACUUCAAUAACAAACUUAUUGAUAAAGCAUCCCCUGCAAAAUCACCAGCUAAAAAAGUCCAGAAGAAGUCUCCAACAAAGAAAAAAACUGAAGAUCCUCCAGCUUCAAUUUCUCAAGAAACCAACCACUUAAACAGUGACAAUGACACUGUUUCAAGACAAACCAAUCACAAGGAUAAUCAAUUCAGAGAAUUUAGACGACUUUUGGCGGAUGUCACAAAUGUCAGCAGUUACACAGAGAAGACUGCAAUCAUUGCAAAAUUAUUCACCCAAGGGAGUGAAGGAAAUGGAUUUAAAGGCGAUAUAGCACAAUGGUGCCGCCUUCUUUUACCGGGCGUUGUCAAGAGGAUUUAUAAUCUCCAAAGUAAACAACUCAUAAAACUUUUCGCCAGAAUUUUCCAAGUAAACCAGGACGAGAUGAUGGAACAUUUGGAACAAGGUGAUAUUGGAGAAACAAUACAAUACUUUUUUGAUCAAAGUAGCGCAUUUAAACCGGCCAAGAAGAGUUCCCUGACAAUCCAGGAGGUCGACGAUUUUUUGGAAGAACUUUCCAAACUUACCAGAGAAGAAGAUCAAAUGAAGCACUUUAAGAUGUUCGGGAAAAACUGUACCGCAAAUGAUUUAAAAAUCGUCGUGCGAUUGAUAAAAGGUGAUCUGCGAAUCAACGCAGGAGCCAAACACGUACUAGAUGCAGUCCAUAAGAACGCAUAUGAAGCAUAUCAAGCGUCUAGGGACUUGAAUUCAGUUAUCGACAGAUGUUUGAAAGGUUCCGGAAAAGUAUUAGCGGGUUCAUCGAUUAAAGCAAAAAUUUCACUGAUGACUCCAGUACUUCCAAUGCUAGCUGAAGCAUGUAAAUCAAUUGAGCAAGCAAUGAAAAAGUGCCCGAAUGGAAUAUAUUCCGAAGUAAAAUACGAUGGCGAACGUGUUCAAGUGCACAAAAUGGGAAACGAGUUUAAGUAUUUUUCGCGCAGCUUAAAGCCUGUAAGACCCCACAAUGUGGCUCAUUUUAAAGAUUACAUUCCACAAGCAUUUCCUCAUGGAAAGGAUUUAAUUCUUGACAGCGAAAUGUUACUAAUCGAUACCCACGAUGGUAAGCCACUGCCUUUCGGAAGCUUGGGGGUCCAUAAAAAAAGUGAGUUCAAAAAUGCAAAUGUUUGCCUUUUUGUCUUCGAUUGCAUUUAUUACAACGGAGAUGACCUUACAAAUAAACCUCUCGAACACAGGAAGAAAAUACUAAAAGAAGUUAUGACAGAAAUACCAAAUCACGUUAUGUUUUCGAAGAUGGAGAUCAUACAUAAACCCACUGAGUUAGCUGCCAUGAUUUCAAAAGUUCUGAAAAUGGGGUUGGAAGGUCUUGUACUGAAAGACUUGAAAAGCGUGUACGAACCUGGUAAAAGACAUUGGCUAAAAGUGAAAAAGGAUUACCUGUUUGGAGGAGCAAUGGCAGACAGUGCGGAUUUAAUAGUUUUAGGAGCUUGGUUUGGAACCGGAAAGAAGGGUGGAAUGAUGUCAGUAUUCCUGAUGGGUUGCUAUGAUCCCAGAACGAAAAAAUUCUGCACAGUUACUAAAGUCCACACUGGACACGAUGACAAAACGCUGGAACAACUCCAGACGGAAUUGGACAUGGUUAAAAUAAGUGGAGAUUCUACUAAAGUCCCCGACUGGUUAAAAUGUACGAAGUCCAUGAUUCCUGACUUUGUUGCAAAAGAUCCAAGGAAACAACCCGUUUGGGAGAUAACAGGGGCAGAAUUUACUCAACAUGACGUUCACACUGCCAACGGAAUAUCCAUUAGAUUUCCGAGGGUUACCAAAAUAAGGGACGAUAAAACUUGGGAAACUGCAACGUCACUGAAGGAACUCAAAGCACUUUUCGAGAAGUCUAAAACCAAUUCUGACAUAGGAAAAUACUUGGACGAUUUAAGCAACGAAAAUGACGACUACGUUAAUUCUGAAACGAAGUCACCAAACAAACGGAAAAUAAUAAACGAAUCGGACGAAGAAAAUGCAUCGUCAAUUAAAAAACGAAGAACAUCGGAAACUGAAAUCCAAAACAAUCAAGCCUCAACAUCUACUAUGGAUGACGACGCUACUUCAAAAAAGGAAAUCGAUGAGAAUAAAGAUACCAAAAUAAUCAAACCGCUACCAAACCUCUUUGAAGGAGUCAAAUUAAUUGUAGAAAAAAAUGGAGAAAAAAGAUUUGCUGACUGGCUCAGAUACUUUAAGGCAUAUGGGGGAGAAAUUUUAAACGUUGAUCAGAACUGUACCAAACCAACCCACUACCUCCACAUAAAAGACUGGGUUGCAAGUAUUGAUCGCAACUGUCCCAAAACUGUAAAGCAUAUUAUUAUAGAAUGGAUUCAACACAGCAUUACUAAUAACGAGCUGCAAGAUGUAAGGCCUUAUAUGGUAAGGUGGAGACCUUCCAUGAAAACCGAUAGUCCAUGAAUGUUACAAACUUUACUCAAGUCAAUGAAUGAUAAACAAAAAGUGCUGUAAAAUUUUAUGAUUCAACAUUAAUACGAUAAACGAAGAUGUACAAAUGUACAUAGUUUGUAAUGUUUAUUAAACAAUAAUAUUUGUAUUUAAAAUUAAAUAAAA